Molecule: messenger RNA, 879 nt
Organism: Monoraphidium neglectum
Lineage: Eukaryota; Viridiplantae; Chlorophyta; Chlorophyceae; Sphaeropleales; Selenastraceae
Exons: 1
Coding region: 1-879 (292 amino acids)
Source: RefSeq, a predicted model, not a curated record
AUGUUGGCGCCAACCCCGCCUGUUGAUGUGGGCAGCAGGGUGGCUCUGCCGCCUGCGACGCUCAGAGGUGUGCCGUUCACAGAGUUGGCAGAGCUCUGCUUUGUGGUGCCUCGUGCGCGGGAGCAGCAGCAGCAGCAGCAGCAGCAGCAGCAGCAGCAGCAGCGGGACGAAGAGCAGCUGGAGGAUGCAGAUCAGAAGCAGCCUCGUCGCAAGCGGAAUGGAGGGCCUCAGCCAUUGGGCGGUUCUCACGCUGGCUGGCUGCUGGCCGGCUGCUCGUCGUCCGGCGCGCUGGCUGUAUGGGACAUCGACCGCGGGCAGCUGCUGGUGGCCGCUUUCCCCUGCCUGUCCGGCAUGUCCCACCUGCUGCCGCUGCCGCGGGCCCCCUUGCAGGCCGCGGCUGCACCUGGCGCAGACGCGGCCGACACUGCUCUGGGCCCCGGCCAGCAAGGGGAGGCGCACCUGCCGCUCAUCAUGCUGGCACGCGUCGCAGCUUCGGGCGGCGAGGGCGGCGGGGAGCAGGGGCCCGGCGCGCAAGGCGGGCUGGCGCCGGUCGUCCUGCAUGGGGGGGGCGCAUGGCUGGCGGAGCCCCUGGCGCUGCGCAUGGAGGUGUCUGCAGCAGCAGUGCACAAGAGCGUCGCGGCAGCCGUUUCGGACGGCGGCGGCGUCGUGGCGUGGAACGCUCUGGACGGACGAUGCCUGAUGCGUGGCCGCCUGCCGUCAUCGGCCAAGCCAGGCGCCUCUGGCGGCGGCCUGAACGGCCCGCUCGGCACAACUGCAGCCGCAGUCGUGGAGCUACAGCGUGCGUGUGUGGGCUUCUUUUCCGAGAGGUUGCUGAUGAUCGGCACUAAGCAUGGGGCGCUGCACAUGGUGCAGGUUUGA